UGUAAUUGGCGCCAAAAACUGAAACCCGGAAAGCUGCAGUUUGCAAUACUAUAAAUACAACCUGUGAAGCGGCAGGAUGGGCCAUUGAACCAGUUGAGAUAUAAGCGAGCACAGGUAUAAAGUUCCAACUUUGGAGGAAGGAAAGGCAAAUCUGCACAGCACGAACUUUCAGAGUCAACAACAUACCGCACGGAAGCCAUUGAGAUUUGGUGCACGUAAUAUUAGUCAGAGUUUCUCAACUCUUAAGAGUGAAAAAAAAAAAUGAACACCACAACAGCUUUUCAUAUAACAUGCCUUCUGCUUGGGCUGUGCUGGGGCUUGGAAGGAAAAGCAAUAGACGUAGUUCACAUGGUGGAAGAGACUACGGACGAAACCACGUCAGUUUUAGACCAGGAUGAAGUUAUUAACCAACCGAGUGCUUUGAAUCAAGAUGCUGAAAUCGACAAUAUAGUGACGCUUAUAGCUGAAUUAAAACAACCAAGCGCGUUAACAACAUGCGGCGUGAAACCCAACUACCUGUCGGCAGCCACCCAGGCUAAGAAGAAUUUUGUCCGAGUAGUUGGUGGAACGGAGGCCUCGGGAAGGUGGCCGUGGCAAGUCGCUCUAGUGAGCAAGACGACCAAGGAGCCGUUCUGUGGAGGAACACUGAUAGGAAGAGAACAUGUGGUAUCGGCUGCUCAUUGCUUCGACGAAAGAGACCAAAACGACGUAGAGUUUGUCCUCGGGGAGCACGAUCGAUCAUCGGUAGACGGUUACGAGCAACGGUUCCCAAUCGACUGCGUUCACGUCCAUCGUCGCUACGUCAAGGGCGUCCCCUACGUCAACGACAUCGCCGUCAUUAAACUCAAGACGUCACCGGGUCACGACGUCGUCAUCAAUGACUACGUCUUGCCGGCUUGCAUGCCGGAGAAGAACGAGUUCAAAGCGGGGGAUGAGUGUUAUGUCACAGGAUGGGGAUAUACAAAUUUCUUUGACCUCCUCGCUCGCAAGAGACCACAGAAACUCAACGAGGCCAUGGUCCCCCUCCUGAGCAACAACGAAUGCCAGCAAGCCUACGGCAGUUACAUCUCAAAGAAGAUGGUCUGUGCGGGGUACCUGGAAGGGGAACAGCGAGCAGACACAUGUAAAGGAGACAGCGGUGGGCCAUUGAUUUGCAAGAGGGAUGGAAAGUGGAAGCUUUUUGGGGUGACAUCGUGGGGGGACAACACUUUCUGCAACCCGUCCCCAACUGACUCAGUCCCCGGUGUUUACACAAGAGUGGAUAGGUACCGAAGCUGGAUACAGAGUAGAAUUGAAAGGACUAAAUGCUCAUCACCCUAGAGUUUUGAGAAUUUUCAGGAAUAUUUAUCAUUAAAGGCACUGGACAUAUUGGUAAUUGUCAGAUACCAGUUUUCUCACUUGGUGUCUCUCCC
This is a messenger RNA of Asterias rubens (European starfish), 1412 nucleotides long. RefSeq names its product chymotrypsinogen A-like. Gene Ontology annotation, biological process: proteolysis. The record is from RefSeq and is a predicted model, not a curated record. The transcript is spliced from 5 exons. Gene Ontology annotation, molecular function: serine-type endopeptidase activity. The coding region runs from base 262 to 1320 and encodes 352 amino acids. Lineage: Eukaryota; Metazoa; Echinodermata; Asteroidea; Forcipulatida; Asteriidae.